Electrophorus electricus (electric eel) is the source of this 1753-nucleotide messenger RNA. Lineage: Eukaryota; Metazoa; Chordata; Actinopteri; Gymnotiformes; Gymnotidae. The record is from RefSeq and is a predicted model, not a curated record.
UCAUGCUUUUUCAUGAAAAACAGAACAGCUCCGACCUGCAGUGUACAAAUAACACGGCUUAGCCUGCUGACUCACAGUUUACUGGCUCCGGACUCAAGCUCGUUUGGAAAAAUGAACGCCCUGCUUGUUCCGCUCGUGCUGGGCUGGUCAGGGCUCGAGGUUCUCGGACUGACCGCCGUCGGGCUCCUGCUGAUUCUGUCGGUGCGCCUCGUGCACCUGCUGCGAAAGCGCACGGGGCUGUCCUGCUUCGCGCAGCCGCCGAUGCGCAACUGGCUGUUGGGUCACAUGGGCAUGAUGCGGUCUGAUGAAGACGGUCUGCAGGCUGUGGACGAGCUGGUGAGGACCUACCGACACUCCUGCGCCUGGUUCCUGGGUCCCUUUUACAACAUGGUCCGCCUCUUUCACCCCGACUACGUCAAACCAUUGCUACUUGCCCCUGCUUCCAUCACAUAUAAGGAUGAGCUGUUCUACGGGUUAAUGAGACCUUGGCUUGGUCAGAGUCUUCUUCUGACGAACGGAACCAAGUGGUCUCGUCAGCGUCGUCUUCUCACACCAGCUUUCCACUUCGACAUCCUCAAAAACUACAUUUAUAUUUUUAACAAGUCUACCAACAUAAUGCAUGAGAACUGGCGCCGCCUGCUGGCAGAAGGGAAAAAAGACUUCAACAUGUUUGAAUAUGUGAGCAUGAUGACUUUGGACAGCCUUCUGAAAUGCACCUUCAGCUAUGAUAGUCACUGCCAGGAAUGUUCUGGGAAGUCGGAUGAAUACAUCUCCGCCAUCUUUGAGCUGAGUGAUCUGGCGGUUAAGCGACAGCGUUACCUGCCUCAUCACUGGGACUGGGUUUACCAUCGCUCCGCCGAGGGCAGACGCUUCCGCCGGGCCUGCGAGAUCGUGCACAGCUUCACGGCCGCGAUUGUCCAAGACCGCCGUAGCAAAAUUGACCAGCAGGGGCCGCCAGAGAGCUUCACACAAACCGCGAAAAGAGGGUACAGGAGAACAGUGGACUUCAUAGACGUGCUGCUUCUGUCCAGGGACGAGAACGGGGAAGGUCUGUCGAACGAGGAGAUUAAAGCCCAGGCCGACACAUUCAUGUUCGCAGGUCACGACACUACGGCGAGCGCCAUCUCCUGGGUGCUGUACAACCUGGCCAUGCACCAGGAGUUCCAGGACCGCUGCCGUUCCGAGAUUAACGACCUCCUGAGCGGCCGAGACUCCGAGGAGAUCACCUGGGAUGACCUCAGCAGUCUGACCUUCACUACAAUGUGCAUUAAGGAAAGCCUAAGGCUCCAUUCGCCCAUCUCCGCGGUAACGCGAUACUACUCCCAAGAUAUGAGCGUACCUGGGGAAAGAAUCAUACCAGCGGGAAGCAUCUGCCUGAUCAGCAUCUAUGGCACACAUCGGAACCCAGAUGUCUGGCCAAACCCGGAGGUGUAUGACCCCAUGCGCUUCGACCCUGAUAAGUCAAAACAAAGGUCCUCAUAUGCCUUUAUACCUUUUUCGGCAGGACCAAGGAACUGCAUUGGUCAAAGUUUUGCUAUGGCUGAGAUCCGUGUGGUUGUGGCGUUGACCCUCAGAAGGUUCCGGGUCCUUCCUGGGUCCAAGCCUGUAAAACGCUUCUACAUGAUCGUCAUGAGAACAGAAGGGGGUUUGCCACUGAUGUUGGAACCACUGAUGCCUGCUCAGGAGUGACACACACAUACACACACGCACUCACUCACACACACACACACACACACACUCACACACACACACA